Solea solea (common sole) is the source of this 4807-nucleotide messenger RNA. RefSeq lists its product as uncharacterized. The transcript is spliced from 33 exons. Gene Ontology annotation, cellular component: cell surface. Gene Ontology annotation, biological process: cell-matrix adhesion. NCBI's taxonomy places the organism in Eukaryota, Metazoa, Chordata, Actinopteri, Pleuronectiformes, Soleidae. The coding region runs from base 45 to 4484 and encodes 1479 amino acids. The record is from RefSeq and is a predicted model, not a curated record.
GCAGGCCAGGAAGUAAGAGCGAUGCUGAGUGGCUUGAGGAAAACAUGGGUCCAUUUUCACAGUAUGCAACAUACACUGACCUUAAAGCGUUGAACCUCUCUGCGGUGAAUGUCGUAGACUCUCUUUCUUCAACACAAAAAGCUGAACUGCUUCUUGAACCAAACAUCUUAUCAAAUGAAAUCCUUGUGAGAGAUGUUUUCACAACGCUUACUGUGUCCUCACCUGUGGAAGACCUUGGCACUUUCUUUGGUAAAUUUGUUAGUGGGGCUGCAGAGCAAAACUUGACAACUAUUGAGCCAAGAGUGCGUGACACCAUCCUGAAUCUCACACUAUUAUCAAUUGGCCCAAAACUAUCCAUGUUCGAUGCUCAGGGAUUCAAGUUAUGGUUCCAGAUCUACCUACCCCUGUUCCUCCCAAGCAUUGACUCAAGCAUGCUUGAAAUUAUUCCUCAAAAUAUCAGCUGUGACUCCUAUCAGGAGAUUGUCAAGGGAUGCAACAAUGUUUUCAGUUUCUUCACAGUGAGGCAGACUCGGCAUGUUUUCAAAUUUACAAAGGAUUAUCUGAGAGGACAUACAUCCUCAGGUCUCUCCUGUGUUAAGUCUGUGAAUGAUGACAGACAGUGGCUUGAAGACAACUUUGGCAGGUUCCUUGUGCAUGCCACCUUCAUGGAUUUUGUGACGUUGAAGAACAAUUUCAGAGGAGUGGACGUUGCAGAUCUUCUCACUUUCAGUCAGCUGGCCCAACUUGCAGAAGUUCCAUCACAGCUUGAGACGAAGGAGGACGUGACAAAGGUCAUGACAGUCAUCAACCCUGCUUACUUUGGUGCUUUCUUUGACAAAGUCUCACCUGCCAUUGAGAUCCACCCAGCCAACUACACAGAAGAGGUGAAAUCUGCCUUCCUUGAGGCAGUGUUUGACAGAGGGAACCUGACCUCUCCAGCUAUAAAUGACACAGAAUUCCUGCUGUGGCUCAAAGUUCGACUAAGCCCUCUCCUAGUUGACCUCUCUCCCAGGUUGGUGACACCUUUGUUUGACAUCGGGAAGAACAGGAGUUGUAACAGCAGCCAAGAGAUGAUCACAUUAUUGGACACACUACAUGUGACACUAAGGAACAACACUCAAAAGGAGAUCUUGAGAAACACAAUCCUUUACCUCCAAGGUCCAAUGCCACUCAAGUGUUACAGUGGUGGGAGCUUUUACAUCUUCCUGAGGAACACUUUCCUCAGCUUUGGCUUCCCAGAUCUGUCCACAUUCACAUCUCUUCUGCCACCGACACGGGAAUCAGAGAUUCUAGACACCAUCAGUACCUCAGAGCUGAGUCUGUUCCUCAGUGAACCCCAUGUGAUUGACAACAACUCUGACAUCUGUGUCGUUUAUAACAAGUACAACAACACUCCUGCCUUCCUGGAGAAUGAGGACGUUCCAGACGAUGUGAAGAAAGUGACCCUCCCCUGUGUGUGGCCUUCAGCCCUGAGCAGCAACAGCAAAUCAGAGGCUAAUGCCUGGUUUGACCUCAGGUUGAAGAACUAUCUGAAAUUCCUCAGCAAGAGUCUCAUCAAUAUCACCAUAGUACAGAAUGCUUCGUGUUUUGCUUUCCAGAGACUAGUCUCUGUGAUGGGAACCAACUUCCCAUACAACACCUCUGACUUUGGACAGAGUGAUGUAUACACCACCAUCAGAAACUACUUGAGCUCUGGUUCUGUAGGUUCUGAAGCCACAUGCUACAAUGCCAGUGAUCCAGAACUGAACUCUACCGCCUGGUUUGUCAAUUACAUCGGCAGUUUUGUGACAUUCAUCACUGUGGAUGACUUUACCACCUUCACCUCUGCCAGUGGAGUUGAACUGUUCUUCACGAACCCAGCUAACCUGAAGCUCUUCAACAACACAGCCAUCCCAGCAACUGUCACUGACAGUUACAUCUCUCAGUUGUUUGAAUUCAACCCAUCCUACAACCUAAUGAAGCUUCCAGGCUUUUUCCUGUGCUCUUCUGAUGUCCCAGGCGUGGCUUAUACUUCUGUGAAUGAGGCUGACACCUUACGCAUCUUGGACGAUCUGAGGACACUCUGCAAUGGAAGUGAAAACCCUGAGAGGUCCGCUGCUCUGGCAUCCAACAUCCAGACCUUCACAUCAGAGACAUUUGCAACUUUUGGCAGUGCCAGUGCCGGCCUCAAUAUCAAGCAGAUCACCUCUAUUAACCCAUCAGUGCUGCUUGUCUCUUUAUCAACACUGAACAUUAUCAGCACCUGGAACCAGGAGCAGGCCACAACUAUCAUCCAAAGACUGACUGAAUCAGGCUUCCAGAUCAACACGGGAUCCUCCCUGCAAUCUCUUGGUACACUUGUCGUGGGAGUUCCAUCCACGUCAAUAAAAUCAAUACCAGCGUCUGAGCUCCUCCAGAUCUCUGGGAACAGCAUGUUUGUUUCCAGCAUGCUAACAGCCCCAACAGUUGUCCAACAGGCCUUUGUCCAAAAGAUCGUGUCUGUGGACUCAAGUCCAGCAAAAGUGGUGCAGAAUGUUCCUGAUGCCAUGGCAACUGAGAUCCCACCAUCUCUGCUGGUGUUUUCUGAGGAGUCUGUGAACAUCACUGUGGUCAACAAAAAGAAGUGGAAGCCAGAUCAGGCUGCCAUGUUCUUUGACAGCGUGGGUACAUCAGACUUUGACACUGAGCAGCUUUCUCCCUCUGUGCUGCAAGGGUUCUCAUGCACAACAGUACGGAAAAUUAAAAAAACCAGAGUCCACAGGCUCAUCCGUUCCUGCAGACCAAGGAGACGCAGAACAAAGGUGGAGCUGAAGGAAUCACAGCUGACUUGCAUGUACAACUUGCUUAAUGGAAACAUAUCCCAGAACUUUGCAGAUUAUCCUUCGGACAUGCUUCUGUACUUCUCUGAAGAAGAUGUCCAGAACAGCAACUGCAGGUCAUACUUUUCUGCAGUAGGUGCUGCAGACUUUACUGUGGCGUCCAGCGUUUUGAGGAAAAACUCAAAGCUGUUCAGACGAGCCAGGAGAUGCUUGGGCAUAAAUAGCUUCACACUGAGAAAAGAGGAUGUGGUGGUCAUGGGGAAAAUGGCCUGCACUCUGAACAACUCUUACAUCGAGAACUCUGAUCCUGAAAUCCUGGAAAAUCUCAAAACCUGCAAAGACCUUAAUGACGAUCAAGUGGCUGCCAUGGAGGCACUGCUGCUGUCUGGGAAAACACAAUAUGGGGAUGUCUCCGUCUGGAACAAGCAAACACUGGAGAAACUGGGGAGCCUCCCUCUGUAUUUCACAGGAACGAUAUGGGGACGUAUCGAACGUAGAACAAAGAAAAGAUUCCUCAGGAAAUUUAUGCCCAAACUGAGGGGAGAAAAAUGUAAGAAGAAUAAGCUCAAGAGCCUGUUCACACAUGUCAGUGCCCGCAGGGUCAAACGAGGAGCAGGUUGCACCGAGGGCAACAUCACCCAAGUCAUAGUCAACGACCCGUCCUUCCCCUUCGGCUAUGACCAGACACAAUUUGACCUCUGCCUGGACGUCCCUGUUCUGAAGGACAAUCUUAACUCUAUUUGUGAGAAAGUGGAUGAUGACGAUUUCCAGACAACCAUUUUGAGAAAACUCAAUGAGGCAUACCCAUCUGGUGUCUCUGAUAAUGAAGUCCAAGUUCUCGGCUCAGUGUCCCGUGUGGCAACACUCCAGGACAUUUCCAAGUGGAACAUCACCACAAUCGACACCCUAGCAGCGCUCAUGAAACCUGAGGAUGGAACAUGGGAGGCAGCAAAGAGCAAAGAAAUCAUCAUGAGAUAUCUGAAUACGUCUGGGAACACUCUGGGCAGUGCUGAGCUCAACAUUAUUGACUCCAACCUGUGCUCACUGGACAUCAGCACUCUGGAGACCAUCACCCCGGGGAGUAUCAGAAAUGCCAACACCUUAAAUCUGGAAUCAUGCUCGACUGAGCAGGCCAAAGUCCUGUAUGAGAUCAGCAACAGUUCCUUCAGCUCACAGCAUGGCAAUCCAACCUCUUAUUACAAUUUGAUUAAGAACUAUUUGGGUGGAGCGCCUCAGUCAGCUGUAAAUGCACUGUCAACGCAGAACCUCAGCAUGGAUAUAGAUGUCUUCCGGCACCUGGAUCUCAACGUGAUCACUAAUUUGACUGUGCCCACUGUCCAAGGCCUCCUGGGUGCACACACAAGUGAUCUGAAGUUGUUUGAGGACGACCGUGUGGUUCAGGCAUGGUUGAACAGCCGGUCGCAGUCAGAACUGGACCUGCUUGGUCUGAACCUAACGACCAACAGAACCACUGCAGCCACUACCCCACCCAACAUAAACACAUCAGUAACAACUACCGCGUCAAAUGGUGCUGUGACAGCAACACAGGGAAACGCAGUCAACUCCAACACAACUACAACCACAAAUGGAACAACACAAGCCACUAGUGACGGAAACCUGGCAAAUAAUCCAACCUCCAUCUUCUUAGCUGCUGUGCUGACAACUGUGCAGCAAAUACUUCCUUAACACUUCCUUAAAUACUUCCUUAACUACUAACUUAAGUACAUUUGAAUGUUUAGUAAAUGAAUGAUUUUUUUUUUCCACUGCUGAAUGGGAUUCAUUUAAAUUAAUGCUAUUUAUUUGUAUCAAAGACAAAUAGUUUAAUUGCCACAGCUUCGUUAGUUUGUAUAAUCCAUAUUAGAAAAUAAGAAUGGGGAUCUAAAGAAUAUACUUUCCUUGUAAUCUGUAAUUUUACUCAACAUCCUGGGAACUUCAUUGCUGGCCAUGUUUAAAGACGUUUAAUAUCUGUAAUAAAUUCAAAUCAUCAAUAAAUGCUUAAUAAUAAACUA